ACACGGCGGCAGCUCCAAAGAUCCGAGUCUUAUCAGCUGCAAACAGCGAAAACACUCCCUAAGCUGACUGUUGUUAUGUCAUCUUCUGCAGGUGGGAUGAACUUGGACGAGUACUUCCAAAGGAUAGGCUUCCAAGGCCCUCAUGAUAAAGCGGAUCUUGAAACCUUGACAUCGAUCCACCAGCUGCACAUCAUGUCGAUUCCUUUUGAAAACCUCAGCAUUCACUGUGGCGAGUGGAUCACCAUGGACCUGGAGGUUAUUUUCAAUAAGCUGGUGAGGAGCAGCCGUGGAGGCUGGUGCCUUGAGAACAACUCCCUGUUUGGAUGGGUGCUGAGAGAAAUGGGCUUCGAUGCGACAACGCUGAGCUCCAGAGCUUUCAACAGUAUCAUCAAUGACUUUGGUGCUCUAGAUUCUCACCUCAUUCACAAAGUUAUCAUUGACGGGAAGGCUUAUAUAGCUGAUGUUAGCUUUGGAGUGUCUUCCCAGAUACGGGAGCCAUUGGAGCUCAUUUCUGGAAAGGACCAACCACAGGCAGCAGGGGUGUUUCGUCUUAUCAAUAAGGGGGACAUCUGGAUCCUGGAGAAGACAGGAAGGAAACCAGAGGUUCUGAAUCCAGAAUUUCACAAAUCCAGCCUGGUAAACAGGAAGGAGACGAAGCAGAUCUACUGUUUCACCCUGGAUCCUCGACAGGGCGAUCAUUUCACCGAUAAAAGCCAGAGACUCCAGAGAGACCCCGCCUCCCUCUUCACCAACAAGUCCAUCUGCUCCCUGCAAACGCCUUCAGGAUUCAAAGCUCUGAUUGGCUGGACUUACAGCGAGGUCACCUACAAGCCAGAGGAAGGGUUGGAUGUCUUAGACAUGAGGAACGUAGCAGAUGAUGAGAUUGAUAAAGUUCUAUGGGAACAUUUUAAUGUGAAGCUUCAGAACAAACUAAAGCCUGUAUGCAACAAAACAUUUUACACUCUUUGAUAAAAAAAAAAAAACACUCCGGAGAAGUAGGGAAACCUUUAACUCAACAUUUCCACCAAGUUAUAUGUUAUACAAUAGAUACAAACUCUAACUCUACUUAGAAGCAAUGUAAAAUGACUUAAGUAUUAAAUAUGUUUAAAACAAGGUUCACUGUUUGAAAUAUACUCAUAUAUUUUGCGUUAUUUAAAUUUCUUGUUUCAAAUUUUAAGUGGAAAUGCAUGUGAUGGAUGCACAAUUUAACAGAUUUUAUUCUUCUCCUGUAAUGAAGAGGACUUCCUUGUUUAGUAGGCAUUUCUUUAAUAUUGUACCCAUAUAGUAUUACCACGUCGGGACGUUCACUUUUUAUUUUUAUUAUCGUGAAGACUACUAAAACCAUGCUAACCUCUAAUCAUUUGGACCAACAACAGUCUUAUGUGUUUGCACUUAUAGCUUUGUAUUUCAAGUAUUUUCCUAAAGUUUGGAAGCAAAAUGUAAACAGUUUUUCUAGAUAAAACUAGAAUUAAAAAGGCAGUGAUGUAAAUGUUCCAAUUAUGUGUAUAACUCCUCUUUAAAUCUCUUUCUAGCAAUGUUUUAUUUCACGUUUUGAUUUGUUUUGAAAUCAUAAUCACUUUGUAAAACUUUUCUUUUGUCCUAAAUUCCUUGAGUGGAUUAAUACAGUGUAUAAGACUCAUCUUAAACACACCAUAGAGUCAGGAGUUAGCUGCUGUGUAAACCAUACUUAUACAAAGGUCAUUAAAUCAAAUUUCUUAGCUGUUAGUAGUGGCUGUAAAGCAGCACUUUUUUCUCUCGACCAGAAUUUUUUCCUUGCACCAAACUUUCUAAAAAAAAAAUAGCAAUGAAUAAAUCAUUUUGCAAAGCCAGCUUCUUUAGAAAUGACCUUUUGUAUCUUACCCUGCUUUUGUAAGAAGGUAGAUAAGAAAAACUGAAUUGUAUAGCACCUUUCACAGAUAGCAGAAUCACAAAGAUUUUAAAGAUUGUCAGUGACUCUGCUGUGUCCCUUUUUAUUGCUUUCGUCAUACAGAUUUUUCUUCCAAUAAUCAGUAGGAAAUGAACAGAUUAAAUAAAUAUCUGAAUGAAAUGACUGUAUGUCAUAUGAGUUUCACGUUUUUAUAGAUUUAGCUUCUCAAUGCACCCCUGGACUAUGAUCCAAUUGGAAUGUGGAAUGUUUUGUAAAGUCUAAAGUCUGGAGCUUUAGUAAACCUGCAGGUCAAGGUGUGCUGCCGUUCUUGCAACCGUUCUUGUGCGCUAACUGUUUACUCUGUCAGACACUCUCACAUGACUUGGCAAACAACCAGC
Molecule: messenger RNA, 2265 nt
Organism: Cyprinodon variegatus (sheepshead minnow)
Lineage: Eukaryota; Metazoa; Chordata; Actinopteri; Cyprinodontiformes; Cyprinodontidae
Product: arylamine N-acetyltransferase, pineal gland isozyme NAT-10-like
Exons: 2
Coding region: 76-969 (297 amino acids)
Molecular function (GO): acetyltransferase activity
Source: RefSeq, a predicted model, not a curated record